AUGCAUAGAAGGAAUCCCGCAAAUGAUACAGUAAAUAGAGGAAAUAGGAUCGCACAAAGAGGGCAGAGAAUCACAAGGAGUACAAGAACGCAAAUAAUAAGACCGAAGCCACCACCGCCAAUAACAUAUAAAGAUGGGCCGAGCAUAAUAAACCAGUUGGGGCACAAUGUAAUAAAACCGGCGCCUCCUCCAGUUCACUACGGAGCAGGACCGAACCUGCAGCACCUAACACACAGAAUCGUUAAAGCGAGAACACACCCAGCAAAUGUGCCAAUGCCAGGAGCACCACCGCCUCCAUAUAAGAGUAAAAGAGACGGGACGUUGGGGAAAAAGGCGGAAAUGCCAAUGAGAAGUGUGCCGGUUCAUAUAAACACACAAAUGAGUCCACAAUUCAGAAAUUAUAUGAACCCAUCGCAGCAAAUAGCAGGAAAGAUAAAUGAAAUGGGAGGCUUUGUGACGAGUUUCAGCAGCCAGAACGCGGGAGAAGCGAUAGGACUGAUGUUUAGGCCGAAGGAGCCGCCGAGUCCAAUGGUGGCGCCAGCACAAAUUAUCUACGAAAAAAUGAUGCCGUUUAAAAGUGGAGAAAACCUAGUGCCGUUUCCCAAAGCAGGGCCGCCAUCUCCGCUGCCGAAAAGGAAGCCAGACCACAGUAAGCUGCAAGCGAAGCAUCUGGCAAUCAGGCAGACAGUGCAGUUUAAACAGAGGUUGGAAAGACUUAAUUGCGCGCUCGACCAGGUGAACAAGGUGUGCGACAGAGUAAAGUUCGCAGUGGCGAGUAUAUUCAGAGUGAGAGUGGGCUACAGGCUGGAGGAGUUUGAACAGUACUACCUGCACAACGUGGAAAGAGUGUACAGAUACCUGCUGUUCCUGUUCGUGCUUAACGGGUACAAGGAGUCGCUGUCGUUUGGCACGAGUGGACAGAGCAAGGAGGACUUGUCGUGGGAAACAGGGAAGUUUCUGAAGUUUAUCAACGAGGAAAAGGACGUGGCGCUGCUGCCGAAGACGAUAUUGACCACAGGGACCAUGAACACGAAUCCGAGUGCAAAUUCAGGAGCAAAUAGAGGCGCUAAUGAAGCGGGGAAGAACAGAGAGGGGAGCACUGGCAUGAACAAUGAGACGUCAAUAGACAACUACAAGGCGAUCAGUUGGGACAGUGAGCCAGCAGUAACGUACACAUUCAACAAUCCGCCGCCGACGGUCGGCAGUAAGAACAAAGACGACAUGGUGGUGCUGAUAAGAACAGUGAACCUGAACGCAAUAACGAGCAACAUGCCGACGCUGAAGUACCUGAGCUACAUGUACAGGAACACGAACGAGGCGCUGCUUAACAUGCUAGGACACUACGCGCUGAUAUGUACGGACGAGGACUACAUCAUAAUCAUAUCCUCGAUCCUGCCGAGCCUGGAGAGGCAGCAGCUGAGGACCUUCUACGAGAGCCUGGCGAUGCUGCUGGACGGCUCGCGCUGCAGCCUCCAGCUCUACUACCUCGAGAGGUUCAUAGAGCGCUUCAUACCGAUAUGCUUCAGCCAGGAAAGGAGCUGCUGGAGGCCGCUGGUGAACAGCAUAGCGACGGGAGUCAACCCGCUGAAGCUGAGCAGCAAGAAGUACAUGAACUGCGUCAUCUCGCUGGUGAGGACAGUCAAGAGCUUCUGCGACAAGUUCGUGGAGUGCAGAAGAACGACCUUUAGCGUGUUCCUGAUGUCGCUGAAGCUGCUCCUGCAGUCGUCGGACGACUCUAGAAUACUGGUCAGAGGAGAGUCUACGGACCUCUUGAUACAAAUAUGGCUCAACCCGAGGGGCAAGGAGAUAAUAAUCAGCUGCAUGAACUACGAUCUGAUAAAGAUAUUAGGGCUGCUGUCAGGAGUGCAGUCGAUCAAGCUGAACAUAUGGACGUAUUUGCUGUCGAGUGGCGCCGUGGCAAACGCGGGUGGAGCGGAAGGGAGUGAAAACGUGUUGAAUGUGUUGCUGAAAAACAGCAAGGGCGACAGCGCAGCACUCUUGAACCUGGUUAGCCACAAGGAGUGCACAUACAUAUUCAACCUGCUGCUGUACCUGGAAAAAAAUAACAACGAAAUGGCGUUGAAAAGGAGAAUAGGACUGUACUGGUACCUGAUGAAGUACCUGAGAGUGAGCAAGAGCCUGCUCCAAUACGAAAAAAUGUCACUGGUAGUGAGGCUGUCGUAUAAGCUGCUGAAGCACUACCUGUACCACAAGAGCGGUGGCAACGGUAGUGGCGGCAGUCGCCUGUUGGAACUGUACAAAGCAUUCGUGAAAGGCCUGGAUAAGACAACGAGCCUAGGAGUGUUGUUUGAAUACCUGCUGCUGCUGUUGAUAAACAACAUUAACUCGUCAGUAUCUUGUCUGGAGCUGGCAAACUUUAAGCUCUCAAUGGUCAUGGACAUGCUGAUGUUCGACUACUCGUUUAACUCAGGGCUGCUGAAUAGGAACACCAAGGAAAAGAACUACGUGGAAAUAGGGAGUAACAGGUACCUGAACCUGACAAAGCUGACCAGCAAAAAUUCAAUGCGGCUUCUGAGUAACCUGUACUCUAAAUUGGCACUGAACAACGAGAUGGGGACUUAUGGCGGCGACGAGGAAUAUAGAGCAGAUAAGAAGGCAGAGGCGGACGGAGAUUAUAACGACAGCGACUCUGGAUUUGCUCAAGAAGGGGAAAGCGUGUUGGACGCACUGCUGAACGUUAACCUGCUGAUGCACUUCAUAAACAGGAACGUGGACAUCCUGAGGAUGCUCAUGAACUACCUGGAAAACAUGGUCUACCACUACAACAGUGAGUUCACGUCGACGUUCUGCGUCAACGUGACCUCAGCCCUGACAAUUACGACAGUGCUGCACUACAUGGCGAAGAGAGAAGACGUGGAGGCGAGGCGCGGCGCCGGUCCCACGGACGCGGAGGUGAACACGCACAAGAUAAAGGAGCUGAAGGACUGCCUGAAGAAGUCGUACCUGCACAAGCUGCUGACGCUGUACAACGUAAGCAACCUGAGCGUCCAGCACAGGCUGAUCAGCCAGAAGUUCGGAGACGAGAAGCGCGUGUACGUGAAGUUCGGAGUGGCGCGAGAGGAGAACGAGAGCCUGACGAGGUUCAUGCUGACGCAGGCGUACGCUUUGGCGCUGGAGUUCCUGUACAACUACGCCUUCUACGAAGAAAGCGCGAGGAGCGGCGGCAGCGGAGCCUUCGGGCUGAGCAGCCUGGAAGGCGCGGAGUCGGCAAUCAGCGCCACGGAAAUGCUGCUCAAGUGCUUGACGGACCACAAGCUGCUCGAGUACAUAGAUCGCAUAGUCAACGAGGACUACGGACUGCCCAACUACUACCUGGGGCACCCUUCGUGCACACUGGACCAGGGAGGGAGUCAGUCGAGUGAGCCUGGGGGGAAGAGCGACGACAACGCAGGCGGCGCCUCGACCACUGACGUGGCGAACGUAACGUACAACUUCACGUUCAGCCACAUGAGCGCGGCGGUCGGCAGCUACGGCGGAGGGGCCGAGGAGCUGAACUGCAAGCUGGGCUCGGUGAUAGACACGCUGAUCAGCUCGAUGCUCUACAACGAGCUCCACGAAAACAACGACCUCGAGACGAGGGAGGCGAUCGAAAAGCACAUGCUGAAGCUGCUGAGUUCGGCCUACAACAACGGAGAAAACGGGAAAGUAGUAGCCUAUGAGCUGAUGUACUACGUAGCCAUGACGUCGCUGUUCAACGGCAUGCUCGGCUCUUCGACGCAGUUUGAGGUGGGAAGGAAGUUGACGAUAUCGAUGAGGAUAUUCAACAAGUUGAUGGCGCACCUGAGUAGGGUCAACGGCACGACGCCGCAAUCAGUGUUCAACGCCGCUAUGAGGACAGUUUUCAGGCUGAGGCUGAGGAGCAAGGGAGAGCAGGCCACAGCCACGAACAAUAUUGACAGCAGCGCGCACGGCGGUAACACCGUAGAGCGUGACGCGGCUGAAGCUAGGGACGACGCUCAAGAGGCGAUCGAGGAAACCGCAGAGGCGGCCAUAAUUAAGCUGGUCUUCGAGACCGUGAUGAGCGACGGCUUCCUCUGGAAGAGUUUUAAGAAGUACCCGGCCAUCCUGACCUGCUUCAUAAAGAUAUCCCCGAUCAGCGGCCUCCUCAAGUUCUUUUCGACCUUCCCCGAGCUGCACUUGACAUACUCAAUGUCGUACUACAACACGCUAAAAAGCGCCUCAAACAGUGGCUUAUUUGACCUCCUGGCCGACGCGAACUACUUUUUAGCAGUUUUGGGCAGAGAGGUGCUGGAGGCAAUAGGAACAAACAGUAUCUCGGGUAGUGAAAGUAGCAAAUUAACAGGAGUGGUUAACGUGGAGUGGUUCCGGUUCUACUUCAUGUACGUGCAGCUGCUCGUGAGAAUGUACGAGCUGAAGCACCUGGGAAGCGAAGCGGUUAACCUGGAGAGGAACUUCUAUCGCAAGUUCACGAUGCCUCUGGUCAAGUUUGAGCACCUGAGCGAGUUCGAGUACCUGUCCAAGGACGUGAUCCUGUACCUGCUCAACUUCAAGCAGAUUACCAACGACAACAACAUCGUCUGCUACAUCGGCUCGAGCGGCAGCAAGUCGCUGUUCGUCUACUACAUGAAGGGCUACAGCCUGUCGCACGCUCCGCCGGCCGAGUCGAGCUCCGAGGAGGAGCAGGCGGGAGACGAGCUGGGCAUGUUUCUGUUCCUGCUGACGAAGCUGAGCCUGGUCAACGACAUCAGGGUUCUCCAGGUGAUCGCGUUCUCAGUCUUCCCGAUCCUGGUCCACGCCGUUCCAAACAAGAGCGCGUUUGACGCGGUCUACGACGCGCUUCUGAACAUCAGGUCGAGGGCGAGUUCCUUCACGUUCGUCAAGUACAUGCUUCUCACCGUGAUAUUCAACUGGUACCACCGGUACUUCUUCACCUACAACUUCUUCAUCUACCAGUACAACAGCAGCAGGACCAUCGAGGCGAAGCUGGUCGAGAAGUACGUGGACAGGUACGUGAGCGGGGAGAACGUCGAGUUCAACUUCAACUUCACGUUCGUCAAAAUACCACUGCAGCACAUUCACCACCUGCAGUCGCUAUUUUAA
Molecule: messenger RNA, 5082 nt
Organism: Theileria orientalis strain Shintoku
Lineage: Eukaryota; Apicomplexa; Aconoidasida; Piroplasmida; Theileriidae
Exons: 8
Coding region: 1-5082 (1693 amino acids)
Source: RefSeq, a predicted model, not a curated record